Molecule: messenger RNA, 254 nt
Organism: Bufo bufo (common toad)
Lineage: Eukaryota; Metazoa; Chordata; Amphibia; Anura; Bufonidae
Product: putative gastrointestinal growth factor xP1
Exons: 3
Coding region: 4-243 (79 amino acids)
Biological process (GO): maintenance of gastrointestinal epithelium
Source: RefSeq, a predicted model, not a curated record
GCCAUGGACUGCAAGGUGUUUUGUUUAUUUGCCAUUGCCCUCAUUGUUGGGUCUUUCAGCACCGCACAUGGACAGGCUGCACUAACUGAUAAUCAAUGUAACGUACAACCAGUCGCAAGAGUAAAUUGUGGGGAACCCGGCAUCACACCCGCCGAAUGCUUCAACAAGGGAUGCUGCUUUGAUCCAACUCCAGAUGCCAUCUGGUGCUUCUACGCUCGCCCAGAUGAUGAAUGCCUCUUGUAAUUGGAUUCUGA